This is a messenger RNA of Aplysia californica (California sea hare), 1849 nucleotides long. Its product is annotated as sialin. Gene Ontology annotation, molecular function: transmembrane transporter activity. NCBI's taxonomy places the organism in Eukaryota, Metazoa, Mollusca, Gastropoda, Aplysiida, Aplysiidae. Gene Ontology annotation, biological process: monoatomic anion transport; transmembrane transport. The record is from RefSeq and is a predicted model, not a curated record.
GUGGUGGGAGAUAGACGACAGUGAGACCAAGCCUCUGCUGCCUUCCUAUGCAGACGUACAGAGAAAAAAGAGGGAAGCUGAAGGAGCGGGAUGCAUCGCGACUCGCCAUGUCCUGGCCCUGAUGGCUUUCCUCGGGUUCGUCAACGUCUACUGCCUCCGGGUCAACCUCAGCGUGGCUCUGGUUGCCAUGGUGAACUCCACCAGCGACAGCAACACCACCAACAGCAACGAGUGCCCGGACCCCGAUGGAGGCAACUCAUCCUCCAGCUCAAAUAUGGGAGAAUUUAACUGGGAUGAAGAGACACAAGGCUACGUCCUGGGUGCCUUCUUCUACGGCUACAUCGUGACUCAGCUGCCUGGCGGCUGGCUGGCCUCCAAGAUCGGCGGCAAAAAUCUGUUUGGCUACGGCGUUCUCUGCACGUCCCUGCUCACUCUGGUGACGCCCGUGGCUGCGCGGUACAGCGUGUACCUGUUCAUUGCUGUACGAGUGCUGGAAGGAAUUGGUGAGGGCGUCACUUUCCCAGCCAUGCACGCUAUCUGGGGUAACUGGGCCCCGGUGUGGGAGAGGAGUAAGCUGGCUGCUUUCACUUAAACGGCCUCCUGUCGGCGGUGCCGUACCUGGUGUGCUGGCUCAUGCAGAAUGCCUCGGGGCUGACCGCCGACUAUCUGCGCAGCCACGGCCACCUGUCCACACAGAACACCAGGAAGCUCUUCAACUCCUUAGGCCUGGUCCUGCCUGGCGGGCUGCUGAUUGUGGUGGGCUACGUGGGAUGUGACCACGUGCUGGCCAUGGUGUUCCUCACACUCUCCGUGGGCUUCGGGGGCUGCACCAUGGGGGGCUACAACGUGAACCAUCUGGACGUGGCGCCCAAGUUUGCUGGAGUUCUCAUGGGUAUCACCAACGCUAUAGCCACAAUACCAGGAUUUGUGGGCCCUGCCAUCGUUGGAUACCUCACCAACAACGACCAACGGAGAAGCCAGUGGCAGAUUGUGUUCUACAUCACCGCUGCCGUCUAUGUCUUUGGCACCAUCGUCUACCUCAUCUUUGCCCGCGGCGAGGAGAUGUGGUGGUCUCGGGCCCCGCCCAAACGCCAGGACCAAAGGCCACCUUUGUCCAGGGAAAAUUCUGAGGAGACUCAAUCGGUCAACAGCGACCCUCCCCCCGCAUACAGUGCUCAGUGAUUGGUUGAGAUGUUGUUUGACGUCUUGUGUGUACAUGCUCAGUGAUUGGUUGAGAUGUUGUUUGAAGUCUUGUGUGUACGUACUCAAUGAUUGGUUGAGAUGUUGUUUGAGGUCUUGUGUGUACGUGCUCAAUGAUUGGGGGAGAUGUUGUUUGAAGUCUUGUGUGUACGUGCUCAAUGAUUGGGGGAGAUGUUGUUUAAAGUCUUGUGUGUACAUGCUCAAUGAUCGCAUUAGACGUUGCUUGAGAUCUUGUGUUCUUGUGUGUAUUCUUUGGGGAUGUUUAUUCCAUCCGAUACUGUUAACCUAUUAAACAGUGUGUCCACAUGGAGGGUAUUUGCACUAAAAGUUUCAAUAUAUGCCUGUCUGAAAAAUUAUCAAUGUUAUGGGAGCUCAAAUUGUAUCAUAUGGUGCUGUAUGUUUGUAUGUAUGUAUAUAUGUAUGUAUGCAUGUAUGUAUGUACGUAUGUGUGUGUGUGUGUGUGUGUGUGUUUGGAUGUGUGUUAACUAUAGAUGUAUUGGUACCACACAGUUCUUUGUUCCUGUCUGGAGGUAUGUUGACCAUGCAUGUGUUGGUGCCAUGAAAUCCGGCGCUUGUCAAAGUAAUGAAAUUUUUUUAAAACAACUUUUUUCAGCCCAUUGAGCAAUUUUAACUUUUUGGGGGGGGGCUC